Aspergillus heteromorphus CBS 117.55 is the source of this 861-nucleotide messenger RNA. RefSeq lists its product as uncharacterized. The coding region runs from base 193 to 762 and encodes 189 amino acids. The record is from RefSeq and is a predicted model, not a curated record. NCBI's taxonomy places the organism in Eukaryota, Fungi, Ascomycota, Eurotiomycetes, Eurotiales, Aspergillaceae. The transcript has a single exon.
GAGGAGUAAGGCGUGGUGUGGCGUGGCGUCAAUGAUGUCCUAGGAGCCCGCCUCAAUGCGGCAGGCGAGUGAGUGAGUGAGUGAGUGAGUGAGUGAGCGGCCCGGGGACCAUUUACUUACUUACUUACUUACUUACUGUAUAGUACAGAGUGCCUAGGUACGGUAGGUAGGUAGGUAGGUACUAGAUACUGGAUGACGGUGAUCGACAGACUGCCAGGCAGCGGCAGGAAGGAUAAAGAUAAUCAGGAUGAUGAAAAUGAUAAUAAAAAGAAAGAAAGAAAGAAAAGAAAAGAAAAGAAAAGUGAAAGGAAGCCGGAGGACGGAAGACAGAAGACGGAAGACAUGAUGAUUCUCUCUGUUUUGUGUUCCGUUAGUUACUCCCUGCGUUGCGUUCCCGAGUCCGAGCCUGAGAGCCUGAGCCUGGAAGCGGAUUCCAUUUCCAGACCCAGACGACUGCCUGCCUGCCUGAAUGUUCCCCGUUCGUUCGUUCCCCGUUCCCCGACCUCCUCCUCCUUCUUCUUCUUCUUCUUCUUCUUGUUCACGUCCCCGAUCCCGCCUGUUUAUCGCUUUUUUCUUUUUUUUUCUUUGCUUCUUUUCUUUUUCUCUUUCUUUAUUGUGUCCCCCCCCCCCCUCUCGGGCUCCAUUCUUCCCCUCUUUAGUGUUCAUCUAGUCUCUUCUCGGGCAGUGAUUACACUCAUCUCUCUCGGAUAUCCCCGGCCUCUCUCUCUCUCUCUCUCUUUUCUCCUCCAGGGACCCAACUAGUCUCAAGAUUGCGCAGGGCGGAAAAUAAAUAAAAUAAAAAACUAUGGUAGCGGUGGGGAAGUGAAGCAUGAAGCAUGAAGCAUGCAUGCAUGGCAUGGC